Messenger RNA from Pieris macdunnoughi, 2817 nucleotides. Lineage: Eukaryota; Metazoa; Arthropoda; Insecta; Lepidoptera; Pieridae. The record is from the annotation of a GenBank genome assembly.
AUGUCGGACUGGUAUUGGCGGGUGAUUGCCUUUAAGGCGGCUUUCGUACUUACAUGUUUUGUUUCUUACCUUAAAGCUGAUGAUACCAUACAAAAAUUGCCUUUCUGUAAUCCUCACACCGCUAAAGAUGCACCGGUAUAUGAUGACUUAGUGCUUGUGAGUACCAUAGAUGGCCGCUUGACUGCGUUUUCAACUGAUAAUGGAAACCAAGCUUGGGCGCUGGAUACUCAACCUCUUUUAUCAUCUACUCUUCAUCAUGUGGAGCUUACAUCUGGUGGGAAAUGGGUACGGUUAGUGCCAUCCUUACGUGGUACUCUGUACAGUCUAAGCGGUGACACACUGGAGCCACUGCCAUUUGAUGCUGAUCAGUUGUUAUCAUCUUCGUUCAAAUAUUCUGAUGACCUAGUUAUUGCUGGUGCGCGAGAAACUGUUUGGUUGGGUAUAGAUGCCCACUCUGGUGCAACCAUAUAUGAAUGCGGUUCCUCCGGCUGUAACUCAGAACAGCAGACAGCCAGUAGUGGUCGAGAUAUCCUUGUACUGAGACGACACUCUAAUACUGUGAGAGCGUUAGAUCCACGGAGCGGUACGGAGAAAUGGAACUUCAGCGUAGCAGAACACCAACUGGCAAUGAGCAGAAGGGAAUGUGUGGGUAAAACGAAACCUUCUAGCUCUUUAGCUAUCGCCGUAGCAUUACCUGAAGGAGUUGUAGCCGUCAGACAUCCGGAAUCACAUAUUUUGAUAUGGCAACACAAGCUAGACGCGCCAGUAGCCAAUAUGUGGCGUGUUCAGGGCGGAGUAGUACAACACAUGGAUGUAUUAUGGCAAGCUGCUCAUGCUGUAGCCGAUGCUAAGAAUUCAGCACCGUCCUUAUACUUGGGAAUACAUAAUACACAGUUAUACAUCCAAGAAAGCGCCCUCUAUGCUGAGAGACUGGCAACCUCUGUAUCCACAAAACCGCUGCCGUGGAAGGUGAAGCAAUCCAGACCACUCAUAGGGGAUGAUAAAGCGUUACAGCCCUUACCUGAUGCUGACCAGAAUACGCUGUCCAUUGUCACUUUGUAUGGCAACACAGGAGUUCAAGAUAACCAGGGUUUCUUCCUAUACCUGCAAGAGACCUGCGACCAAGCAGUUCAAGUAUCCGAAGAUGCCCUACCCGGCCCUGACAUAGUUCUUCCGAACAGCAGUGACGACCAGCUAACCCAUCACCAUGUGCACGUCCACGUCUAUUCUCUCUGGUUCUGGUGGAAGGAGGUCCUACUCAUAGCGAUCAGUUCAGCGCUUUUAAUGAACUUACUGAUAUGGCCGAGGUUCUUCGGAGCAAAAAUCAGGCCAAUAACACCAUUACCGAUUAACCAGGAAGUGAUCGUCGUGGAAAGGCACUAUGAGAGGCAGACUCCGGUGGUGGAGUAUUCUGGGAGAUACGAAAACGACUUUACGCCUUUGAGGUGUCUCGGAAGGGGUGGAUUCGGUGUGGUUUUUGAGGCUAGAAAUAAUAUCGACCAUUGUUCCUAUGCGGUUAAGAGGAUCACGCUGCCGAGGAGAGAAUCACGUCGCGAACGUGUAUUACGAGAAGUGAGAGCUCUCGCUAAACUGGAGCAUGAACAUAUAGUGCGUUACUUCAACGCGUGGCUCGAGGAGCCGCCACUGAGAUGGCAGGAAGAAAGAGAUGCUUACUGGCUACGGGAAUUGGGAGGUAUUUCACUGGGCAUGACUGAAGACUGUACAUCUCCAUUGCCGAGAAAAGACAAGUCGUCAAAGGGUGAUGCCGUUACGCUAAAUAUCCACAAGAGCAUAGAUGAUUGUAUUGAUGCACUUGAUUAUGAGAAGAAACUCGGUGAACCAAAGAGGUUGAGGUCACUAAGCUGCAAUGAUUCAUUCAGUAUAAUAUUUGACGACAACGCAUCUAAAGACGUGCACGUAACAUCGACCACGCCCAAAUCACGCGAAGCCACGCCCACUUCCAAAAAAGCAACUGAUGACGAUUCUUUCAUUGUAUUUGCGAAUUCAGAACAUUCGAAAGGAUUAUCCGAGGCUAGAGAUAUCACGAAUAAGAAAUUGGAUAAAAUAAUGGAGAGUGAUGGAUAUUCGAAGGGAAGAAAGAAAAAGGGUCAUACACGUCACUGGUCUCUUGACAUGGUAGUCCGGAGCAAUGAGGAGACACCCCAAGGCAGUAAAAUGUACCUCUAUAUACAAAUGCAGCUAUGUCUGCGAGACAGUUUGCAUGACUGGUUACGGAAUAAUCGGACCUGGGAAUCUCGGAGGGAUAAAGUCAAAACGCUAUUUUGUCAAAUAGUAUCUGCAGUGGAAUACGUCCAUUUAGCGGGUUUAAUUCAUCGAGAUUUAAAACCCAGUAACAUUUUCUUUGCGCCGGAUGGCAAAGUGAAAGUUGGGGAUUUUGGCCUCGUCACAGCUAUGGGAGAUAAUUCACAGGAUGGGGAUGGAACUGAACAAAUGAAUAUGCACGCGCGGCAUACACAUCGAGUCGGUACUCAUCUAUACAUGUCGCCCGAACAACUUCUAGGGCUGCCGUACAGCUACAAAGUGGACAUUUACUCGCUAGGACUCGUCCUCUUUGAGUUGUUGCAUCCUUUUGGCACCGAAUCUGAGAGGGUCUCCUGUCUAAUGAGGCUGCGGGAUGGCCAGUACCCCAAUCAUUUUCAGCAGAAUUAUCCUAAUGAGACAGAAGUCCUAAAACUAAUGUUAAGUUCGGACCCGAACCAGCGACCCACAGCGAGUGGUGUUAAAGCGCGUGCGCCACUCUACCAAGCGACGGACGAACAGUGGCAUUUCACUUUACCCACUCUCCUCUCCGGGUAA